AUGGCCUCUGCCCCACCAACAGCUGGACUCCCACCUAGAACAUGGACACGAGACAACAACCGCGAAUUCUUCAUCUCAACCGAACCCAGCCUACUCUCUGUCAAAGCAGUCAAUGCUGCAUUCGACAGUGAUUUCGUUUACUGGCAGAAAAAGCCGUUCUCAGAGGACGUGCUGUGGCAGAUGCUCCACGGCGCCUUGAGUUUCGGCGUGUACAGGUGGACCCAACCGGAAUCUGUGAAUAAAUCUACCACCCCAUGUUCGGAGAACACUGAGCAGAUUGGACUGGCUCGUAUGGUUACAGAUGGCUGUACAUUUGCUUAUUUGUCGGAUGUCUACGUUCUUCCCGAGUACCAAGGUAGCGGACUUGGGAAAUGGCUUGUGGCCUGUGUUGCCGAGACCUUUUCCAAGGAGAACAUGCCUUACCUGCGUCGCAUUAUGUUGCUCACUGAUGAUGAGCGCAUGCAGGCUUUCUACAUGAAGAUGUUUGGUGUGAAGGUUGUCGGGCGUGAAGAGCGAAAGGACAUUGGGAGGGAUUUAGUGUUUAUGUGUGCGAGACCGCAUGCGCAGCCCUCAUUAGAUCCGAAACGGCUACUCUGA
Molecule: messenger RNA, 597 nt
Organism: Penicillium mononematosum
Lineage: Eukaryota; Fungi; Ascomycota; Eurotiomycetes; Eurotiales; Aspergillaceae
Product: GNAT family N-acetyltransferase
Exons: 1
Coding region: 1-597 (198 amino acids)
Molecular function (GO): acyltransferase activity, transferring groups other than amino-acyl groups
Source: RefSeq, a predicted model, not a curated record